This is a messenger RNA of Odocoileus virginianus texanus, 4218 nucleotides long. Lineage: Eukaryota; Metazoa; Chordata; Mammalia; Artiodactyla; Cervidae. The record is from RefSeq and is a predicted model, not a curated record.
GGGGUGGGGGGUGGCUGGCUGUGUGACUGAGGCCGAGUCCCUUCACCUGCCUGAGCCUGAAUGCCCUCAUGCGCAGGGACCAGGGAGGCUGGCGUGGACCUCAGCCCUGACCCGGGGGAGGAGAGUGAGGGUGUGUGUGCCUGCAUAGAAACUGGGGGAGCUGGGAGGACCAGGGAGGUGCCCCAGGCUGUGGCCACACAGUCUGACUCGGAGCAUGCCCCUUCCUGUCCGAGUGUGCCCAGCCACCAGCUUUGGCUUAAAGGAAUGUCUCUCCUGCCGUCUUAUGCUGUGUGCAGGCACCAGGGUUAGCCCGACAGACACUGAGACCCAAGACUCAGACCCUUCCUGAGGCCUGGCCAGGUGCCGGCAUGUGGCUGUGUGCUUCCCUCACAUCCUUCUUUCAGAAGCACUGUGAGGUGGGCUCUCCUCCCCACUGCACAGAUGGAAGACUGAGGUCUAUGAAGGCAGGGUGGUGUCCGGUCUACACCCUAGCGGAUGGUACAGCCAAGCCCACAAUGGUCUGUCUUUCUGCUGCACCAGCUGCCUCAGAGUGAAGGCCUGGGCAGGGGCCAAAGGGGCUGCUGUGGACCUUGGAGUGGGAGAUUUUACGCCCCAGAGGCAAGGAGGUGGCAAUGCCGUGCGGGGACCUGCAGGAACCAGCUUGGUUCUGGAGGGGAACUCGCAGUCCAGAUGGCACCAGGAGGCAGCUGAGACCCAGCGGUGUAGGACUCUGCCCCCAGCAUCUGGCCUGAGUUGGGGUGAUGCUGAAGAUGCUGACCUUCUUCCAAGGACUCCCAGGCCAGCAGCCUGUGUCCGGGGCCCCUGACUUCCCCAGAAGCCCCCAGAAGUUGCCCUCUACCUCAGAGGCAGAGUCCGAGGCCUCCAUGUCGGAGGCCUCCUCCGAGGACCUGGUGCCACCUCUGGAGGCCGAGGUGGCCCUGGACAGGGACGAAGAAGAGGCCGGCAAGAAGAAGAAGAAGUCGAAAGGCCUGGCCACCAUGUUCAGCAUCUUCACCAAAGGGAGGAAGAAGAAGGGUCAGCCCAGCUCAGCAGAGACUGAGGGCGAGUCUGAGUGCAGUCCGCGGCCACCUGGCCAGCUGCCCACAGUGGAGGAGCUCAAGGUCGACCUGGAGCGCGGGCGGCUGGAGGCGGCGGGGCCGCUGCUGGCGCUGGAGCUGGAGCUGCAGGAGGCCGCGGCGGCGGGCCGCGCGAGCGAGGAGGAGCUGGUGCGGCGCCAGAACGCCGAGGGCCGCACGGAGGCCGAGCGCGCUUUCCUGCACAUGGGCCGCACCAUGAAGGAGGACCUGGAGGCCGUGGUGGAGCGCCUCAAGCCGCUCUUCCCCGCCGACUUCCACGUGGUGGCCGCCUACGCCGAGAGCUACCACGCGCACUUCGCGGCCCAGCUGGCGGCCCUGACGCAGUUCGAGCUGUGCCCGCGCGACACCUACAUGCUGCUGGUCUGGGUGCAAAACCUCUACCCCAACGACAUCCUCAACAGCCCCAAGCUGGCUCCCGAGCUGCAGGGAGUCAGACUCGGGACCCUCCUGCCCCCGACGCAGAUCCGGCUGCUGGAGGCCGCGUUCCUCUCCAACGAGGUGGCCAGCGUGAGGGAGCUGACGGCCCGAGCUCUGGAGCUGGAGUCGAACCGCUGGACCCAGGAUGUGGCCCCGCAGAGGCUGGACGCCCGCUGCCACAGUGAGCUGGCCAUCGACAUCAUCCAGAUCAUCUCCCAGGGCCAUGCCAAGGCCGAGAGCAUCACCCUGGACCUGGGCACACAGAUAAAGCCCUUGCUGUUGGUUGAGCUGGCCACGUUCCUCAGGAGCUAUCAGCGCGCCUUUGAUGAAUUUCUGGAGAGAUGCAGACAGCUGCGAAAUUACAGGGCCAAUGUCAUCGCUAACAUCAACAACUGCCUGUCUUUCCGGACGUCCGUGGAGCAGAAGUGGCAGACGCCACCAGACCUCCAGAGCUCCCUGCUGAGCCCCCUGAACGAGCUCAAGAGCCGCGGCUUUGAUACCCUGCUGCAGAGCCUGUUUGGGGGCCUGAAGCCUCUCUUCAAGAGGUUCACGCAGACCCGCUGGGCCGCCCCCCAGCAGACCCUGGAGGAAAUCAUCUCCGUCGUGGCCGAGAGGAUGCCCGAGUUCUCGGAGCUGCAGGACUGCUUCCGGGAGGAGCUGCUGGAGGCCGUCCACCUGCACCUGGUGAAGGAGUACAUCGCCCGCCUCUGCAAGCGGCGCCUGGUCCUCAAGACGGCAGAGCAGCAGCAGCAGCUGGCGGGGCAUGUCCAGGCCAACGCCCAGCUCAUCCAGCAGUUCUGCACCCAGAACGGUUCCCCGGCCACCUGGCUGCACCACGCCCUCCCCACACUCGCCGAGAUCAUUCGCCUGCAAGACCCCAGUGCCAUCAAGAUUGAGGUGGCCACCUAUGCCACCUGGUACCCCGACUUCAGCAAGGGCCACCUGAGUGCCAUCCUGGCCAUCAAGGGGAACCUGUCCAGCAGUGACGCCAAGAGCAUCCGGAGCAUUCUGGACAUCAACACGGGGGCGCACGAGCCCUCCAAGGCCCUAUUUUCACUUAUAAAGGUUGGUUAGCUUUUCCUGCAGCCUGCCCUCCUCAGGAGCGCCUGGCGAGCAUGGGACACCACUCCAUUUGGGGGCCGUCAGACCAGCACCAGCGUCACAGCCCCACGCGGCCCCUCCCGGGGGUCUUGCCUUCUGCUGCUGCUGCUGCUGCUGCCGCCCAGGCCUGGCCGCGGUGUGGGCCCCUGGGCCGCUGGAACUGGACAAGCCGUGGCGUGUUGACCCCUCCUGUCGGGACAGGAGCCGUGGGGGGAACUCUGUGGAUCACAGUGGAGCUUGCACGGCCUGAAGGAGGGGUCAGGAGGGUGUGUGGCUCAGGGACCCAGCUCUGGGAUCACCGCCUGUCUGCGGGCUCCUGCCACGCCUGCCCGAGGACCGCCCUCCUCAGGCUGGGUCUCUGGCCUCCCCAGCUCCUGACAGGGGCCCGAGCCUCACCCCUCCUGCCUCCUCUGGUUCAGGGAUACGUCGAGCCAGGCUCAGCCUGUGGGUGAAACAGAAGGAAGAACUGGAGGAGGAAAAAGGGAAAGAUGAACUCUUGUCUGGGAAGGGGUGGGGGGACAGGAAAAGGGCCUGUGAGAUGACAAGGCAUGCGGGGGCAAAGCCAGCGUCCGAGCCCCUGACCCCCUCUCUGAUUCCCCUCGGGUGUCCCCUGAGGAUGGGCCCGGGAGGGCCAGGACCUGCUGGGUUUUCCCAAGCUCUGCCCCCCCCCAACAAGGGGCAGGCCCGGGGACGCCUCUGUGGGUCCUCCCCUGGAAGUCAGGCUGAGGUCGGGGCAGGGCCAUCUUGACCUCUGACCCCUUGGCCUCUGGGUGAGUUCCCUGUUGCCGCUCUAACAAACUUCCACAGCCUGGGAGCCUAAAAUGCAAACUUGCCUUUCAGUUCUGGAGGUCAGCAGUCUGACGUAGGUCUGGUGGGCUGAGCUGGGCGGGUUCCUCUGGAUCUCUGGCGGGGAAGUUCCUUGCCUUUUCCAGUUUUUAGAGGCCAGCCUCCCAUAUUUCUUGGCUCGUGGCCCGCUUCCAUUUCCAAAACCAGCAACAGCCAGUCAAAUCCUUUUCGUGUCUCAGCACUCCCCUCCUACCUCCCUCUUCCGGUUUAAGGUCCCUGGUGGUGACCUUUAACCCACCAGACAAUGACCUUUGACCUACCCAGGCAGUCCAGGAUCCUCUUCUGAUGCUCAGGUCAGCUGAUUAUUAAUUCCGCUUGACAACCUUAAUUCCUCUGCUGUGGAAACGAACGUGGUCACAGGCCCAGGGCUUAGGAUGUGGGCAUCUUUAUGGGAUGGACAUUAUUUUGCCCGCCACAGCCUUCACCCAUCCCCCGCCCUGCGGGGUGCCUCAUCCUACCCAGGAAAGCACAGGUUCAGUCACCCUCCUCUGCCUGGGGCAGCUGAGACUCAGGUGUGACCCCGCCCCGCCUGUGCCUGUGACCCGGUUUGCAGCUGGCUCUGUUGGACUUGUAGCCCUCUUUCCCAGGUACUGUGGCCAGAAAUUGGCCCAUGUAAAUGGUGCACGAAGGCCUUUGUACAUUUGUAGAAGUUUGCAUGUUUGGUGUUAUUAUUAUUUUUUGAUAGUAUGCUUUUGUAUUUUUUUUAAGAACAAACUCUUGGUUUUUAUAGCUUAAUAUAAAGCUGAUUUCAAAAGUG